UAGCUUAAUUUUCUCACAAAUAUAUUUAUUUAUGACACAAAUAUGUGUUGUAUACAAACACUUAUGACAAUAGUUCAACACAGGUUGGUUUUACGGGUUGCCUUACCCAAUAGAGGUUGGUUGUACAGAAGAAAACCCUCACCCAACCUUAAACUUCAACUUUGACAAUAAAUACGGGUGGGUUAGGUCGGAUUGGACGGAUGGGUCGGUUUGCGGGUUGUUUUGUUCACCCCUAGAUACAGGAGUCACGGACAACUUCCUUCGUAUCAAGGAGGCAAACCGGUUGGGUAUUGCCUACGAGAAGGGGGCAAGGGUGGCUCAAGACGAUUAAUUCGGAUUCCAUCCCAAUUCAUGGAAUUGCUCACAAUGUCCCAGUGAAGCUUGGCGAAUGGGAAGGCAUCAUCGGCUUCUUCGUCGUUACCAUGGAUGAACACCCAGUCAUCCUCGACAUUAACUUAGCUUCCUCGACAAGAAGGUAAUGCUCUUGAAGCCCAACUCCAACAUGAUGUGCUUGGAGAAGGGAGAGAAGUUUCACGCGGUCCAUCUCUUAAGGGAGGAUGGACCCCAUAGUGCUUUGUCCACUAUGAAGGAUUUGAAGGGGUUCAAAAAGAAGGAGCCAGCAUUUCUUGUCUCCUUGAAGAUGGAGGAAGAAGGAGGCUCAAUGGGAACCACAACUCCCAUCAUCGACGGCGUUCUCGAAAAAUUCGAUGACGUGAUGCAAAAGGAGUAGCCUAAAAAGCUUCCACCAAGAAGAGAGGUGGACUACAAGAUCGAGUUGGAGUCGGAAGCCAAGCCCCCCUCGCGAGCACCAUACCGCAUGGCCCCAUGAGAGCUAGAGGAGUUGUGGAGGCAGCUCAAAAACUCGUUGGGUGCAGGCUAUAUGCAGCCAUCGAAGUCACCUUAUGGUGAAGAAGGAAGGGUCGUUGUGCAUGUGCAUCGACACCUCCAUAUAUGCACCCUCAAGUAGAAAUUCGUGAGGUUCUACACCCAAAGCGGACAAUAUCUUAUCAGAAAAAGGUUCGAGAUGUUACAUUGUCCAUUUGGGAAAAAAUAAAAGAUUGAGAACAUA
Molecule: messenger RNA, 1069 nt
Organism: Linum trigynum
Lineage: Eukaryota; Viridiplantae; Streptophyta; Magnoliopsida; Malpighiales; Linaceae
Source: the annotation of a GenBank genome assembly